CAGCCAGCGUGGGAAACCGAGGGGGAGAAGGGGAGAAAGGGAAGAGAGAGAGAGGGAGCGUGGAGGCGAGUUUGGGGGGAGGAAGGGGAAGAAGAAGAAGAAAAAGAAAAGCAAACUCUUCUGCUCCCAGACUGAGCCAGAGAAAGAGAGAGAGAAAGGGGAACUUUUUUUCAGAGGCAGGAAGAGUGUCCGUGGGCAGAGUUUGUGAAGGCUUUGAUCAGAGUUAUUACAAACCCCCCUUUUCUCUCUCUCUCGUUUGGACGAGGAGGGAGGUUUGCGAGAUCCUCUCCUUGCAUGAAGAAGAGGAGGAAGAAGGUGCCGUUUUGCCCUCCCGACUUUGCCAGGAAGAUGCGGGCUGAGGAGGAGGAGGCGGCGCUCCGGGGCUGGCGGCUACCUGUGUGGCCCCGGCUGGGAUCCGGAGCCCCAAACCGGAGCAGCACCAUGUGAACCUUCCUCCUUCUCCUCCUCUUCCUCCGCUCCCCUUGACCCAUCCGCAUUGGAUGGGCAGCCAGUUCUUAGGGCUUCCCAAAGAGAGAGGAAGCAAGCUGCCCUUUCCUUCCACCUACUUUUUCCUCCUUCAGUUUGUACAGGAGGGGGGUCGUUGUGCGCUCCCCUCUCCUCCACUUUAUUGUCAACCCCCAACUCUCUCCGGAGACCCCUUUUUGGCUCUGAAGACCGAGACACCCCUCCGAGAGCAGCAGCAGCAGAAGAAGAAGAAGCGCACGCCAGUCCUUUAGAUUUAACCAGCUUUACAGAAACAAUGAUCCCAAAGACUAUGAGGUAACUGCCACUGGGUAAGCAAAAGCCUGCCUGGGGCCAUUAUUCUAAUUCCAGAAGGGUGGAAGAAAUAGUCCUGCUGGCUGGUCCAUCUGUUCAAACCUUUGGAAAUAGUGUUGAGAAGCAGCAGAGGGCUGUUUUCCACACUGGGAGCAACAUCCAUAGCACCUGCCAGGUUUCAGAAAGAACUGGGAAAGAAAGAAAAUAGGAAGAACCAUGGAUAAGGACAAUAUGGCCCAUGCAGACCAACAAUAUGAAUGUGUGGCUGAGAUUGGUGAAGGAGCCUAUGGAAAGGUGUUCAAGGCCCGGGACUUGAAGAACGGCGGACGCUUCGUGGCCUUGAAGAGGGUGCGGGUGCAAACAAGUGAGGAGGGAAUGCCGCUUUCCACCAUACGGGAGGUGGCUGUCUUGAGGCAUCUGGAGACCUUUGAGCACCCCAACGUGGUCAGGUUGUUUGAUGUAUGUACAGUGUCCCGAACAGAAAGAGAAACGAAGUUAACAUUGGUGUUUGAGCAUGUUGAUCAAGAUUUGACCACUUACUUGAAUAAAGUUCCAGAGCCUGGAGUUCCUAGCGAAACUAUAAAGGACAUGAUGUUUCAGCUGCUGCGAGGGCUUGAUUUUCUGCAUUCCCAUAGAGUCGUCCACCGUGAUCUCAAACCACAAAAUAUUUUAGUAACCAGCAAUGGGCAGAUAAAAUUAGCUGACUUUGGCCUUGCACGGAUCUACAGUUUUCAAAUGGCCCUUACCUCAGUGGUUGUCACUCUAUGGUACAGAGCUCCAGAGGUUUUGCUUCAGUCUAGUUAUGCCACACCAGUAGAUCUUUGGAGUGUUGGCUGUAUAUUUGCAGAAAUGUUCCGUAGAAGGACUUUGGUGACCAGACAGGAGGUUGGACUGGAUGGCCCUUAUUUCUCUUCCAAUUCUAUGAUUCGAGUCCGUGUUCAGCCAUGGAAACUCACUGGAGCACUUUUUCGUGGAAACUCAGAUGUUGAUCAACUAGGAAAAAUCUUUGAUGUAAUUGGGCUUCCUGAUGAAGAGGACUGGCCAAGUGAUGUUGCUCUCCCAAGGAAUGCUUUCACUUCUCGGACUCUUCAGCCUAUUGAACGUUUUGUAACAGAUAUUGAUGAACUAGGCAAAGACUUCCUACUUAAAUGCUUGACAUUCAAUCCCACAAAGAGAAUAUCUGCUUAUGAUGCAUUAUCUCACCCUUAUUUUCAUGAUCUGGAGAGAUGCAAAGAGAAUAUGGAUUCGGAUAUGUCAUCCAGUCAGAACUCCACUGAGAUGAAUACACCAUAAGGCUGCUUAACCUAUAGAUGAGCAAAACAACCAACUUGUUAAAGUCAUCACCGAGGGUAAUUAAAAAAAACACCACUGUUCAAUUGAUGGUUAUUCUUUGGAGCGUCUCCUCGUCUCCUCUCGUACCAUUUGUGUACGUCUACAGAGCAACCUUCUCCAAGGACAAGAACCUAGUUACCUUCAAAGCAAUGCAAGAGGCAAGGUGUCAGAUGAUUCCCACUGUGACUUGAUGUUUGUUUAGUUCUAUCUAGAGAACUUCAAUUGCUGCUGACCAGUUUUGCUGCCAUUUCCUUCCGCUUAGAGCAAAGGGUGCCGCCAUGGAUUACAGCAGUCCAUUCUCGCUACCAAAACAUGACUUAACUUCUGUCUCUAGGUGCUGAAGUCUGGUUUGGUAUUACUUCGAGUUAGGAUGAUAAGAUUGCCUGUUUAUUUGCUUAAUGUGAUUUCAGGAAAAAAUUCUUAAAGCAAUAUUUAAAAGACAGACACCAAAACGCUGAAGCUCUGUAGUCUACAGUUAAAGCAAAAUGUGUACAAACACAUCUGGUGAUUGUAAUCACACAGGAAUGUCCUUCCCCAAAAGGAAACAUGAGAUGAUAAUUGCAGCAUUUCAUUGCUCUUUGUCAUAAGUUCUUUCUCUUUGAUUUUAUGAACAGUGCUAUUAUGAACAAAAUUACACUCACGUGGUAGAGGAAAAGGUGGGUUAAACAAAUAAUUUAUACAGAUCUCUUGUUUGGCGAGCAUAUGUCAAUCAUUGCAUAAGGUAUCUUUAGUCUUGUCAGACGUCGCACUCGUGGUCCUUAGAGAGUGAUAUAUAUUUAGACUAUGAUACCUAGCAAAAAAAAGGUGAUGAGAAAGAAUUAAAAUCAAAUGUUCCUUUCGUUUCGCUUCCAUAUAAUUUCCAAUGAGCAAUGAAUACUUGUUUUUAAUAGACUUGCCAUUACUAUAUCCAUGUACGUAAGGGUAAGCCCCACUGACCUGCUUCUAAAUAGUCCAUAUAGAAUUUCACUGUCAGGCUGCAAUCCUGUGUAGUUUUUCCUGGGAGCAAGCUAUAGUGAAAACAGUAGGCUGGGGCAUAUUUAGCCAUAGCAGAGCAAUAGAUUUUAAUGACUCUCCUGUAAAUAUUACUAAAUCUGGAUGCAGUCCAGUGAGGCUUACUUCUGAAUAAACAAGGAUAAGAUUAUGCUAUGAGGAAGGAAGUAUUCUUUGCUGUCAUACAACCUAUGUGCCAUGCCUAUAAAAAACCAAGGCAUGGACAGCUAAUUGUCACCAAGCCAACCUUGGUUCUUAGAUAUUUCUUAUAAUCAGAUCUCAUAUUUUUAUGUAUCAUAAUGUAUGAGGUGCCCUCGUGUAACACUGCCACUUAGACUGAUUAUUCUAUUGAUGCUGUCUCUUUUAGAGUUGCUACAAAUGAAAGUAAUCUUUGAUCAAUUUGUCGUAGCACAAUUAUUUUGAUUUUCAAUUAAACUGUGUACAUAUUUUAAAAUGUUUUUUUUAAAAAAAGAAUUAGAAUUUUUAAAAGAAUAUUUUAUUUUUGUAGUACAAGUUAAUGAAAUAUUUUUUAAUCUUUGGAAAGAAAAACUAUACAUGUAACCACAGGUUGCACUGCAGUGACCUAAAUGUAGUUCUGGAGAAAAUUGCCCCAAUGUAUUCAUAGCUGCAACAACCUUGGUCACAACAAAAGAAUAGGUUCUAUUGGAAUUAUUUGAUGGCUAUUACAAUACGACUUCAUGUGGACAUGUGAAACUACAAAAAAUAGAGAUUACAUAUUUUGUUGGAGAAUAAAUGAGACUGCAAAUAUUGGUCCUGCAGAUACGGGAGUCAUAAUGUACCUUUAGCAUCCCACUAUAAUAUUUGUUAUUUCUGUUGAGCAAGAACUGGGGGACUUAUGGCUCUCUCAACAUACAACACCAGCAGUGCCUUACCAUUGGCUAUACAUGUUUGGGGCUUUUGGAAAUGGAAGUCCAAAACAUCGGGAGGGCUGAAGGCUCCUUGUCCCUGUAUUAUCCUGUUGUAUUCCUUCCAGCUUACAGAGCUAUAUUAGCCCUUCUCUCUUGCGCUUUUUUUUUUUUUGCAUGUCCACUCCUUGAAGUCAUGCUGAAUAUUUUCUUUCCUUCGAGUUUCCCAUGGCAAAGUCAUAUGAAGCCCAUGUGAUUGAAGGAUUUAGGUGUGUAAAAUGUCUACAUUACAGCAGAUUUAGUUUUCUCCAAGUGCUGCUUUUCAAUAUUUUUGCACCAAAGCAUGGAAAAACAAGUGAUUUGUCUUAGCACCAUGUGAUGCAGUCUUAGCAUCAUAUAGCUAAGACCAUCAGCACAUGCUAAAGCUAAUGUGUAUUGUCUGUGAGGACAGCUACGCUGCUGGAGCAACUCUGAUCCCUAAGGUUUACUGGAGAGGUAAUGACAGAUUUGUGAAAUAUACAUAGAUGCCUAGACUGGUUUGAAAGCCUUCUUGACUUUGCCUAUAUCUUACUGCCAUGAUAAUAAGUGUUUCAAAAGAUUGCUUUUUUGGACUGGUCAUGGUGGUUUGGAAAUGUGGGAGUAAAUCCCAAAAUGUUGGUUUCCCCAACUUAGCUGUUGAGGCAACCCAAGUGAGCAAUUUGAGGUGGACAUCCAAGGAUAUCUUGCAUUCAGGGUUUUUCAGAGAAUUUAUGGGGAAUGGGACAGAAGUAAUUCUGGGGUCAUUAUGAUAUCCUUCAAUGACACAUGUGUAAGGAGGGACUGGAGUGAGAAAUAUGGGAUUGUCAAUGAUACACAUGGGCUGGGGAAGGAAACCUUGUCUUUGGGAGAGGUCAAACAUUGCAUUUGGAAGAGUCAUAUUGUCCCUAUAGUCCCCUUUACUGGGUAAUCCUAUUUGCAGUGACCAUCCAUUUCCCCGGUGGAAGGUAUUACCAUGAGGUCUUCUUCAUUCUUAGUGCUUAUGGCUGCAAAAAGGCAUUGUGGUGUUCUGAUUUGUACCCAUAUUGUUCUUGCUAUUAUUAUUAUUACUUUUGGCUAGGAUUUAUCAAGAUCUGUUUUUAUGUAGUGUGUUUACUGUUCUGCUUCUCCUGGUUCAUGUAAAAAUAAUUAAUAUUCCCAUGUGCUAAGGACAUAAUUCUCGGCUUCUGGAAGCUAGGCCUGCUUAGAAAUGUAAAUAAUCUAGAAAUGCAUUCAGUCAAAUAAUGUAACAGCUAAUAAUUAUGGUCUUAGAAGCUUAGAAAUGUUACUCAAUGUGUAUAGAAAGUAUUAUUGAUCAAAACUUUCACAUUAUGUUUGAAAAGGGUAUGCAAGUGAACUGUUUAUUCUCUAGGUGAAAAUGAGUAGGACACAGGUUCCUUCUAUGGAAUCUACUUUUUGAAAUCUUUUUAGCUAUUAUUCCUCUCUUGUUCUGAGUUAUGGAUGAGAUUUGCUAUUCUGGGAUAUGUGUUGGACAUUUUCUACCUUGUGCCCUGUCAGAAUAGACGAGCUUUGUAUUUUGUGAGCUGUGACAGAAAUAUUAAGUGGCUUUUGCUUUUCCGUUUUACUGCAGACAUAAUUUUUGAUGCAGAAUACAAGGAUUAUAACAUAAAUGUAAUACAUAAGGGUUACAAAUAUAAACAAUUGAAGCCCAGAGCUUCCAAAGUCAGUGCACAUCCUCCAGAGAUGUUCUAAUAAAGUACUACUGAAAUUAGUCAAUUUUUAAGCAAAAUAUUGCUUCAGUGCAGGCCUUGUGACCAUCCCAGACCUCCUUUGCUCCCAACCCAACCGACUGGGGUUCCUCAGGUUUUGCUAACAUUUAUAUAGCAACCCCCCCCCCCCCAACUCUAAAAUGUUGAAAGGUCUACUCUAAGGCUUAGUUACUAGCAAUAACAGCUUCAAGCUAAAAUAUCCCACUGGUUUCUGCUCUCACCCCUUUUUUGCUUUGCUCCUGCCUCUCACGCCCCUUCCAUUUUAGUUUGUCUUCCUCAGAAGAUGAAGAAGACUUACGGCAACUGAGUUUAGCAUAAUGAACAGCCAAAAUCUUCCUCCAGUUCAUCAAGAUGGAAACUGAAGGAAUGAAUAUGAAUUAAGCUUUUGAAACAGAUCCUAAAGCUAUGUGAAAAGCUAUGCGCUCUCCUUAUACUGUCGGAAAUGUGAGCUCUCAAGAAGCAGAGUAGCUGGUACUGAAAGCAACUUCAGCCCACCUCAGUUGAAUACCUUGGAUUUCCAACUCUUAGGCCCCUUCUUGGGUUACCUUCUUGGACUUUGUUUUGAGUUAUAGCUUCUUGACUUCAAACUGUUUAUCAUUUCUGUUUUGGCUUCUGAACUCUGGUAAGAGCGGGGUGCUACCCACCACUGGAACCCUCACCCCUUGUACUUAUUGAAAAUUGGAUUCAUGCCUCAGACUCAAAGAGGUGCCUUACCCUUUUGUGAAAGCACUCACCUGAUAGCCAUCACCAUUCCCUGAGGUCUAGAGCAGAAACCAGCCAUGUUACUAUAGAAGGCUAUGCAGUGGGCUAUGCUGGAAAACAGCUGAAGCUCUUCCCCUUCCAACAGGUUAAUACAGUUGCUUUCAGACUAUUUUCUAUGGAUGUAUUUAUAAGGCUGAAUUAGCACAAAAACUGUAUGGACACAUCUCAUCAUUUCUUCUCCAGUGUACCAAGCAUAUCCAGUUUCUUAAUGUUAUGUAAUAUAUCCCCCCAACACCCAAUUACUGUAUUAUAGGAAACCAACUGUGUGUAGUAGUGAGUAGUGAGGCUCUUUAGCAGCUAUUUAAAGUUUUCAUUACUCAUACCAGUGAAUUAUUUUUGUUCCUUAUUUACCGGCCUCUUUUUUCUUUUAAAAAUCAAGUGGGAGGGGACCGUUUUAGGUUCCUGUUGACUUCAGGUUCAGAGUAGUGCAUGUAUACUAAAGUUAUACAUUCCAAGCAGCUAUUGCUGUUUGCCUGCAUUUAGAUUAAUUUGCUCUGAAUGAAGUAGCUUUGGGAAAUGUUUGCUGGGGACAUUGCUAGGAUACAAAUAGUUGAAAAUGUAUACCUUUGUAAUGUCUUAGAAACAUAUAUUUGAAGUUUUGUGCAGACCAGUUCAUUGGUUGUUUCUGCUGCUACAUCGAGAAAGUAAUUACAGUCCUAAACAUACCUAAAGAAUGCACAACCUAUUAAUACCAAUGGCCCCUCCAAGUACUGUAUUUAGGAUCUGGAUGUUCUAGAAACAUGAUACCCUCCAACAAUUCACAGAGAAAAAUCGGGAUUCAAAUGGCCAAACAAUAUCAGAGUGUGAUGAAGAUAGUAAAAGUUAUUAAUGAGGCAGCAACAGUUUUCUUUUGCUUAGCUGACAAGAAGAGCAAGAUUAUGCCCACUCCUCUCCCCGUGUUGAGUCGAUUAAAUGCACCCUACUUUUGGAUUUUAAAUUCAAUUUGCAGCAAUUGAAGUAAGCUGAGGAAGUAGGAAGAGGAGAGAGAAACUAAGACAUUUUAAAAGCAGCUGAGAAAGUGGGACUAAUUUGGGGAUCAUGAAGCAUUUCUCACAUUAGCCACAAGAUACCUCUGUACAUUGUGGGUAGAGUAUCACAAACCAGGGGUAGCACACUCUCUUUUUCAUUGAGAGCCACAUCAACCUUAUGGUUGCCUGCUUUCAAAGGGCCAUUUAAUCCAUGGAUGGAGAAUCUGUGGAUACAGAAGGCCAAGUAUAAUUUUUUACAUAGUGUUUGGUUCACUUUUGUUUUCACCCAAUUUGGAUUCCUAGAUAUUAUGGAAUGACAACUCCCAUCACUUUUGAUUAUUUAUCAUACAGGCUGGGGAGAAUGGGAAUUGUGAUCCAACCGCCGUUGUGGCUCUGAGGCUGGGGAAAGGUUAAAGGACCUUUCAAAGUAAUUUUAUCUAAAUUAAAUCCCCACUAUCCUGACUGAACAACUGCAGCUUCCCAUAUGUUCCUGUAUCUCAACUCCCAUCAGCUCUAGUCAUGAGGAACACAGGGGUUGUCGUCCAGCAUCUGGAGGGCCAUAUAAAAUUAUAUAACAGGCCGCGGGCCUUGAAUUGGACACAUGUCAUAAAAGGAAUGUUUAUCAGAAAAUUAUGUAGCCUUUUUAUACAACGGACAUUACAAAUAUCUGUCUUCACUAAGUAACAGACAGAUGAGAACUUACAAGUGUUACCAUGUUUGGGGCUAGAGUUGUGAUGGAGAAUUAGAGAAGAUCCUACAGCCAAGCUGGAAACGGGAUGUAGAAAGCACAGCCAUAGUUACGUAGCACAGAGAAGGCAUACGCCAGGACCCAAGUUCUGAAUAAGGUUAGGAUGUAGGGAAGCUACAAGCGAAAGAAAGGUAAAUAGGUAGGGCAGAUGAGGAAACUGAAAAACUACCAGAGAGGGAGACCCAGGGGUAGGAGAGUUGAUUAAUAAGAUAUAGACCCAAACUCUGAAAGCAUUUCAAAUGGGUAGAGCUUGAAAUAUAAGGUUUGCCUCUUCCUCUUUCCUCCCACUUUAACUUACAAUAGAUGAAACAAGGUGGGGCCAGGAAUGGCAAAUAUACAGGAUGACAGCACAACAGAUCACAAUUAUUGAGUCAAUGACAUAUUUCAGCUGUCUUCCUCCAUGAAAAUUAUUCAGCCAAGCAGAUGGAAGUUGCACCUCCUUAUACCAAUAAUAAAGCACGCAAUCACUGUGAUUCAGUCAUAAUUACAGCACCUUACUGUUCUUGCCUGUGCAAUUUAUUUUUACAAAGUUCAUCAUUACACAGUUUUGGAGGUUCACAGUUUGGAUAACUGACAAAUACCAGAAAAUAGAAAUAGAAAAGACUUUUACAUGCAUACAUACAAAAACUCUUGGAUAAUGGCCAUUGACUAGAACAUAGGUAUAAAUGUUUCCAAAACAAAAAGACAAAUAAGCAAAAUAUUAAAGCAAAUAUUAAAAACCUUUUAAUAAGGGUUGAGGAAGAUUUUAUUAAGCACUAUAGUUGAUUUUAACUGAAAUGUAACAUGGAUAGUACAGCUAUGGAAAAUUAUGAGGCUUUGGAGUAAAGAUAAUAUUUUUGAGGCAAAAACUCUACCUGAAAAUAAAACGUGAUUACAGUGUAUGCAAGGGAGACUGAAUUUGGAAACACAGCUUGUUCAAACUGACUGCUAUAGAAACUCUGAUUUGAUUAUUUCAAAAUAGCUCACAAAAAGAGAACCAAAAUCAAGGAAGUUUUUUCAUCUACAUUUAUAAUGUACAAUAGAGAGCCUUAUUUUCCUGAAUGGCAGCUGUAAACCCUUAAGCGCAUCAUAAAUUAAGCUUUGUGUGUUUUGUGUAAAGCUACUGUAAGAUAAAUAGAUAUAAAUAUAUAGCCUAUUGUAUUAACAAAUGGAAGCUCGUGAUGAAUAGUUUAAUUAGUGCUGUUGUGCAUCGAAAGGUUGGUUUUAUAAAGCACUUUAGAACAAGCAAGUUCAAAAAAAUUCAGGUCCAAUCUGAAAUACAUAUUGUGCCCAUUUCUCAUCAGCAUGGUUUCUGAAUUUGUAUGGAAGGAAAUCCUAUGCCAUUUUGGAGCCUGGAAACUCAUCCAACAUGUCAUUGUUAGAUUUUUAGAAGAGCAGUAUUUGUACUGGGAACUCUCUAAUCUUCAUAACCUAGUCCCUAAAUGCAAGUCAGCAAUGUCUUUUGGUAGGAGGUUCUCUAACUGGGUUGGUCCACAUGAAACUAUGGAAAGCCUUUUACAAAAUCAGAGCUUGGAACAUAUAUUUUGAGGGAUUGCCAUUCCCAGAAUACUUAAGUUAUCAAGCUUAGAAGCCAUGCUUGCUAGAAAACACUGGGAAUUGUAGUCCAAAGCAGAAACCUUCCCGAGCUCUUAAAAAAUAGUCCAAGACUCGAUGAAUUGUACAGGACUGACAGUUUUGUAUGUUUCUUCCAUUCCUGCCUCAUCGCUCUGAACGAAAGUGCUUAACAUCCUAAUUAGCAACCAGUUUCUGGAGGAUGUCUUUGAAAAUAACCCCUGCCCCAAGGCAUGAUAAUAAAUCAUACUACUGCGGAUGCUAUGCACUCUCAUCCUUCUUUAAAUCCUGAUGAGCAAUUUAGCACACCUGUGGACCCUGGAUUUGCCUGGCAGCAUCCAGUUGCUGAUCUUUUUUUUAUUUAUUUUUUAUUUUUUGAGUUUAUGGUUUCAUCAUCUCACUUUUGUUCCACUUAGAUCUUUUGAUUCCAUUGUUUCACUGCUGAUGUUUCGGGGAUUAUACUAUCUACAUAGUACUCUGCAUCGUCAUUGGUGCAAGUCUCUUCGCUUUUCCAGUGGUUUGUGUGCUGUGCUCAUAAAAGUGAGCAAUCUAAAAUAGAUAGCUAUUGCACCAUUACUUUUGGACAGAUUCCUAUUCCUGGAUAAACCUUUAAUAUUUGGGCACACACACUCUGUAAAAUACUUUCAACUUACCGUAGUUACCUGCUGUUUAGGGGCUUUUACAGCAUUUCUCAUUGCUGCUAAAGGGGUUGUGGUUGCACACAAAGUUAUGUGCAUUUGGUGUCUCUGUGGGCACACUGCAGAGCCUGGGAAAGAGAUUUUCCAAGUUUUGGUUCACUGUCUAAGCAGAGAGGUUGGUGACAGGGGCAGGGAUUUGCCCGCCGGGAAUCUGAGCUUCCAAGAAAGAAAGAUAAAGAAAGAAGGAAGGAAAGAUUCUGUAGUUUUGUAGAGCUGUUGUAUAACUUGAAAUGCAUACUGUUGGGACUAUUGUGUAUUCUGUCAUAUUACGAUACUUGUAAUUUGUGCAUGGGCCAUUUAACUGUGUUUGUUUGUUAUAUAUUGGCAUGUAUUUCUUAUUUCCUCAUGAGUUAAUAUUCUGUCAGUCCUAGGGCCUGAAAAAUGGAAAUACACAUACUUUGGGGAGGGUUGACUUUGUUGUACUCUGCGGUUAAACAUUAUUACAGUAAUUUAGGAACAUAGCUCUAAAUAUACAGAGGUCAGUGUAAUCAAUGGGAUUUAUUUUGGCAACAACAGUAAGCUAACUGUGCCACUAUGUAUUGGUGAAUUGCAACUUCCACCAGCCCUGGCUGUUGUGACCGAUUGUGAAGGAUAAAUAGUACUAUGCAUCAGCAACAUCUGGAUGGCCAUACCUUCUCUGUCCUACUUCUGCAGUCUAGCUUUAAUUUCCUGGUCUCUGAAACCUUGUGAGCUCCACGUUCCCUGAAUUUCUACAUUUUCUGCUCCAAGCAAAAGUACACUGCGUACAUUCAGUAAGGGCGCAUUGGAGCCCUUGGAGAACAUUAUGGCUUGGAUUUCUGGGUUGUGCUCCCAAGUCUAAGCUCCAUGUUGCAAUACUCAAACAAAACUCCCAUGUGAAGUGGUUUCUCCUUUCGUCUUAAUGGAUGGGCAACAGUAUUUCUCAAGUCCUUAUGCAUAAAGAAGCUCUUGCUGAUAAAGAGCCUCUGCAGAACUUCUAGCAUUUCACAAAUGAAAACCAGGACACCUGCGGCCAAGCAGCACCACAACGUGAUCAGGAUGACAAGAAUCUUCUUGCUUUAGCAAGAAUCUUCAGGGAAAGACAAGAUUCUGCCUUCCUGUCCUCUCCCCACCACUAAGUUAAUUAACUCACUGAGUGCAAACUACUUUUGUGCUUUUAAGUCAGUUUGCACCAAAUGGAGGAAGCUGAGGAGGAAGGGUGGAAAUGGGUGGAAGAGGGAGAAACUGGGAAUUUGAAAAAAGUAAGGCAACAAGAUUAAUUGGAACUCAAGGGUAUGGCUCUGUAUACACUCUACAGCAAUGGUUCUCAACCUGGGGUCCCCAGAUGUUUUUGGUCUACAACUCCCAGAAAUCCCAGCCAGUUUACCAGCUAUUAGGAUUUCUGGGAGUUGAAGGCCAAAAACAUCUGGGGACCCCAGGUUGAGAACCAGUUCUCAAAAUCAAUGGUUCCCAACCUAUGAGCCUCCAGGUGUUUUGGACUUCAACUCCCAGAAAUUUCAGCCAGCUUACACGCUGUUAGGAACUGUGGGAGCUGAAGUCCAAAACACCUGGAGGCCCAAAGGUUGGGGACCACUGCUCUAGAGUUUAGGCACUUCAGUUUAGGCAAAUGGAAUAAUUUUAAAGGGUUGUCAUUGUUCUCUUUUUUUGUGAAGCAUCCCAACUACCAUACAAUUGGCCCUCCAUAUACAUAAAUCCUGUUUCAGUGGUUCAUCCGCAACAUGAAAAUACCCCUCCCCACAAAAAAAUCCCAAAACAAACCAUUUUAUAUAAGAGAUACUAUUUUACUAUGUCAUUGUAUAAUAAUGGGACUUAGGCAUCCAUAGAUGUUGGUAUCCUUGCGCUGUCUUGGUACCAAACCUCAAUGAAUACGAAAGAUCUGCUGUAACUAUUAUGAUGAAUUGCAACAGAUAUGAAAUAUUUGCAAAUGAUUAACUAUUCUGAUGACCUGAAUCUGAAUUAUUCUUGUAGUUGCUUUGCAUAUCUUCAAGUUAUUCAGACCUACGCUGGCCCCAAGGAGAACCUAUUGUGGUUUUCUUGCUAAGAUCUGUUCAGAGAACAUUUGCUUUCCUCUGAUGCUGAGAGAACAUGAUGCAUCGAAGGUCAUUGAAUGGGUUUCCAUGGUUGAGUGAAAAUUCAGACCCUGGUUUACCAGUGUCUUAGCCCAAAGCUCAAAUGACUACACCACAUGGCUCUCUUGAAUUAUCCUACCAAAUGCAAUUCCUCUGGCUCAACUGGUUUGGGUUGUGAAGGGGACAAAAUUAGAUCUUAGUCUAUUUAUUUCCCUCUGUGUUUUUGGAACCAACUAGGUUUUAUACAGGACAAUUUCAACACAAGUAAUUUCUGGACUCUAGAAGGAGAAUCUUGGCACUAAACAAUCUGUUUUUGAUCAUCUUCCAUUGAAACCAAUGAGAUUUGUUGGGAACAAGUGUGUUUACAAUUACAAAGGUGAUUUUAAUUUUCCAGUCUCAGGUUCCUGGUUAGCAGCUGACUGAUCCAAUGAGGACACAUGGUUAGUAACAGCACUCAGACCCAAUUAAUGGGGUCGGCAUUUAUUGAAAAGAUGGACUUUUAUAUCCAAGUUGUGUAUAUGCAAUGCAAAUGUUUGGGUUUUUUAUUAAUAUGUGGAUUCUUAACUAAAAUAGAUAUCUCCCUCGGACUUAAGGUCAAGAGUGGAGUAUUAACCUUACAAAAACAUCACUAGCUGCCAACUUUAGAAGAUCUGUGCUUUUCCUAUAUAGUUUGCAUUUUAAAUGUUCAUUUUAGAUAUGUGAGCUGCUAAUAUGAUUAGUGGGGCUAAAAAGACGUCAGGAUAUAAAAUAAAGGAUCUGAAUGAGCUGCGUAGUAUAAUAUUUGCAUUUUGCAACUAAAGAGACAAAGCUUAUUGGAUGUAGUAUCUGUUAGGUCUCAUUCAUGUAUGUAUGCGUGUGUGUUUUAUUUUUAACAUGUAAACUUGAAUAAUGUUUUGGUAGAAUGAGAUUUACCCAGUAGAGUGGGAAAAGAUUUGCAGGAAAUUAAAAACGGAUAAAGUAGCUUGGAUUAUUUUCUUUCUUUGUUUCCUUUUUUAUGUAAUUGUCACUAGAAAGUAAUCAGUGAUGGAUAUAUAAGACACUGUCCCUGAUUUCUGUAAUUAGAUUUAGCUUUGAUAACAUUGUAUGGAAUAAAGCUGUGUGUGUGAUCCUGACUACCAAUCAUUUUUCUACAUUUGCUGAACAGGACUGUGUGCCUAAUAAACUUUGUUGAGACAAUUGCUCUUCUAUGACUGUUGAAUAGGGUUACCAGGUAGCCAUAAAAAAUAGUAUCAAGCCUAUUGCUGGGCUUGACUGCAAUCCGCAGUCACUGUCUUUUACUACGUUAGGACAAGAUCAGAACUUGGAAAAGUUACAAUUUUGGACUACAUUUUCCAGGACCUCCCAAAAGCAGCACAGUCCCAAAAAGUAGGCUUCAAUAUUGUGUAUGAACAUUAAUAUCAACUAAUGUCUCCAGAUCAAGCUGCUAUUAUGGACUUGUAAACAGCAGUUGCUGAACUCUUAGCAACCUACUUUUAAUAUUAUAAAUUAAGGAGAACCCUUAAAAAUGUAUAUAGGACCGGGCUAACACAGUGAUUUAAACCGCCUGCUUUAGAAGAUCCCAUCGACCAGAAGGUUGGCAGUUCAAGCCUGGGUUGGGGUGAGUUCCUGCAGUCAGCCCAGUUUCUGCUCACCUAGCUGUUCAAAAACAAUGUAAGAAGAUAAAUAGGUACCACUUUGGCGGGGAGGUAAAAGGCGCCCUGAAAAACAUGCCGGCAAAAAUCCGACCAGGAAAGGAGUCCAUGGACGACAGGCUCCUCAGCGUGGAAAAUGAAACAACAGCACCUCCUCAUGGCUGAGUCAGGCACAGCUGGAUGCUGGAGAUGAAAAGAGGGAAGCCUUGCCUCUGUUUAUGUAAUGUCUGCCUUUGUCAAUUGUAUAACGGCAUUGAAUGUUUGCCAUAUAUGUACCUGUAAUCCACUCCUAGUCCCCUCAGGAAGACAGAGCGGAUUAUAAAUAAAGCAUAUUAUAUAAAGGUUAGACUUUUUUUUUAAAAAAAGCUACUCUAUGGAUGAUUUCUGUUUUAAGACUAUUACAAUGAUUGUGUAGUUGUAAAAUUGUUUCCAACUUAUCGCAACCCUAAGAAAUAACUGAAUUUUCUCAACCAGCUUUGUUCAUAAGGGGUUUGCCCUUGCCUUCCUUUAAAAUAAAGGUGCUACUGCUUAAUGUCUUCUAAAAUAAAUGUUUAAGCGCAGCGCUAAAUGUUUGGGGAGCAGUGGAAAAUGUCAUUGGGGAGGCAAGGCUCUUAUUUGGGGCAGGGUUCUGGGUUGUCAUUCCUGUCGCUAUACCCCUGGCAACUCAUUUCCUAUCCCUGAACUGGACUCUAUCUUACUGAUGUUAUUGUUUAUGAAAAUGCAUUUAUGAUUUCAGCUGAAAUAGUUCAAUGUUCACCUAAGCCACAAACUGCUCCACCUACAGAUUCUUUCUGUCAUGCUGGACACUAUAAUGUGAGCAUGCAGUUCAUCUUUACUAAUUCAACCUGCGUCCUGUUGUUUCCAUAUCUGCAUUCCUCAAAGUCUACCUGAAAUGCUGUUUCCUUUUACAGGUGCAUGAAUAAAAUUGAUGCAACAUG
Molecule: messenger RNA, 15054 nt
Organism: Anolis carolinensis (green anole)
Lineage: Eukaryota; Metazoa; Chordata; Lepidosauria; Squamata; Anolidae
Gene: cdk6
Product: cyclin dependent kinase 6
Exons: 9
Coding region: 994-2070 (358 amino acids)
Biological process (GO): G1/S transition of mitotic cell cycle; signal transduction; cell dedifferentiation
Cellular component (GO): cytoplasm; cyclin-dependent protein kinase holoenzyme complex; nucleus
Molecular function (GO): cyclin-dependent protein serine/threonine kinase activity; cyclin binding; ATP binding
Source: RefSeq, a predicted model, not a curated record